Parasteatoda tepidariorum (common house spider) is the source of this 1192-nucleotide messenger RNA. RefSeq lists its product as uncharacterized. Gene Ontology annotation, molecular function: protein dimerization activity. Lineage: Eukaryota; Metazoa; Arthropoda; Arachnida; Araneae; Theridiidae. The record is from RefSeq and is a predicted model, not a curated record.
AGUAAGAAAAAACUGCAUUUUAUGGGUCAUUCCUUCAGCAUCUGAUUUCUCUAAUGUCGCACGCGCGAAUCGCAUAAUGGAAGAUUGCACCAAGGAUUGCUUUAAUGCACGUGAAAAAAGUAUAUCAUAUCAACGCAUGUGUGAAUUUAAUGCAGCAAGAACAAAAAACUUAUUGCGCAAUGUUAAGGAAAAAGAGUCUUGAUAUACACAGAAAUAGUCAAGAGGAAGCAUUUCUCUGUUAAAUAAACAAAACAAUCCAAAGCACGCGGUUCAACCAUUAUUUACUAUUUUGAUUAGUUGUAAAAGUAUGUAAAAGAAUGGAUACUUGCCAUUAUAACAGUUUAUUGUCUAAAAGCUUAUUUAUUGACAGCAAGAAUGAUUCUAAUGAGGAUUCAACUACCGAUGAAGAAAUUGAUGUAGGUGAGGAAGAUCCUGUUCCGACUGAAAGAGAAUAUGCUGUCGAAAGUGAAGAAGAGGAAGAAGACAGUGAAGAUGACGACGACGAUGAUGAAGAAGACAGUUCUGAUAGUAAUAAAUUCAUUAGGAAACGUAUAGUACCUAUGGUUCCAGCACGAUCUCGUCAGAAUGGAAGAACAACUAAAACUGUCAAAAAGAAAAGAAAUCAUAACAAUAUGGAGCGAGUGCGACGUGAGAAGGUUUCAAUGUGCUAUGCUGUUUUAAGAAGUGCUAUUGGUGUUAAAGAUGUUUCUCGUAAUAAGUCGCUGGAAGUAGCGACUGACCUUAUUAACAAAUAUAAUGCCAGGUUGAGAGAAGUCGAUCAAAGAAUAGAAGAUUAUGAAAAUAAAAUUAAGAACAUGAUGGUUGGUGAUGCUGGGAUGAUGCCAACUCAGAAUAAUGGAAACAAAUAUGCUAGACGCUAACAAUGUUCGUGCUAGUGUUUUGGACUGUUAUGUUUUCACAUUUUGAUCUAAUAUCAUCUUUUUUUUAAUAUUAGAAUCUCUGUUUCAAAAGCAAUCAUUCACUAUAUUUUUACUGAAUUGUGUAAAUAUGUAUUUUUAAGUUUUCUCAUCUCAUACUUAAAUUCACAAAAUUAAUUACGUAUUAAAGUGAGCUUACGAUUAUGUUAUUCUUUGUUUCAUUUGUCGCAUACACCAUCUUUCUCACGCAACUCUUGAGAAGAAAGUGUAAAUCACUAGAAAAUAUUUUUAAUAAAAAUUUAGUCUUUUCACUA